This is a messenger RNA of Leptonychotes weddellii (Weddell seal), 1326 nucleotides long. The record is from RefSeq and is a predicted model, not a curated record. Lineage: Eukaryota; Metazoa; Chordata; Mammalia; Carnivora; Phocidae.
CUUGCAAACUUUGAUGAAGUAAGUGGCCAUGUUGGAGAGGUCCACAUGGCAAAGAACUCAGGGCAGCCUCCAGCCAACAGCUAUGAGGAACCUGAGGCACUCAGUCAAAUGGUCCUCCAGGAACUGAAUUUUGCCAGCAACCUGAAUAAGCUUAGAAGUCAUUUUGGAGACUAUAAUUCUUCCAUUCAUCAUCCAGGCUAUCUUUCCGAUAGUCAGUUUAUCCCAGAUCAGAACGAUGACUUUUUAACGAAGGUGGAAUCCCUCCAUGAGCAGCACAGUGGGCUAAAGCAAUCAGAAGCUGAAUCUUGCUUUAUUAACAUAGCACGGACCCUCGACUUCUAUGGAGUGGAGCUGCACAGCAGUAGGGAUCUGCACAAUUUAGAGCUAAUGAUUGGGAUUGCUUCUGCGGGCAUCGCCGUGUACCGAAAAUAUAUUUGCACAAGUUUCUAUCCUUGGGUGAACAUUCUAAAAAUUUCUUUCAAGAGGAAAAAGUUCUUUAUACAUCAGCGACAAAAACAGACUGAAUCCAGGGAACAUAUCGUGGCCUUCAACAUGUUAAAUUACCGAUCUUGCAAAAACUUGUGGAAAUCCUGUGUCGAGCAUCAUACAUUCUUUCAGGCAAAGAAGCUACUACCUCAGGAAAAGAAUGUUCUGUCUCAGUACUGGACUAUGGGCUCUAGGAACCCCAAAAAGUCUGUAAAUAACCAGUAUUGCAAAAAGGUGAUUGGAGGGAUGGUGUGGAACCCAGCCAUGCGGAGAUCAUUAUCAGCGGAACACUUAGAAACCAAGAGCCUGCCUUCUCGGUCCCCUCCCAUCACUCCCAACUGGCGAAGUCCUCGGCUCCGGCACGAAAUCCGAAAGCCUCGGCACUCUUCUGCCGAUAACCUUGCGAACGAGAUGACCUACAUUACUGAAACUGAAGAUGUGUUUUACACGUACAAGGGCUCCCUGUCCCCAAAAGACAGCGAAUCCGAGGUUUCUCAGAACCGAAGCCCGCACCGAGAGAGUAUAUCCGAGAACAAUCCAGCACAAAGCUGCCUGACCCAGAAGUCAUCCAGUUCUGUGUCUCCAUCUUCAAAUGCUCCAGGCUCCUGCUCACCAGAUGGCGUCGAUCAGCAGUUCUUAGAGGAUUUCCACAGGGUGACCAAAGGGGGCUCCACCGAGGACUCCAGCCAGUACUACUGCGACAAGAAUGAUAAUGGUGAUGGCUACUUAGUUUUGAUCCGCAUCACGCCAGAUGAAGAUGGAAAAUUCGGAUUUAAUCUGAAGGGAGGAGUGGAUCAAAAGAUGCCUCUUGUGGUGUCAAGGAUAAACCCAGAGUCACCU